AAUCUUGAUCCUUCAUCCUUUAAUUUUGCCGGGCCAUGCCCGCUUUUCAAAAAGUCGAUAAUAAGAUUUCAGCUAAAAAUGAAAGUAUAAAUCAAUUUGAAACUCGUCGAGCACUUUGCAGUUUGGGGUUCUACCUACAAAAUCAACUUGAGAGUUUUGAGUCUUAGACUCUCAAUUGAUUUUGACACUUUUGAUUUUGAUUUAUUUUUUCUUUUGACAAAUGAAAAACGAAAUAAUAAACUCAAUCAUCAGCAAUUUGAGGCAUGGAUACAAAUCUUUAUCUCACUUGAAGUGGGUAUCAUCUUCUUCUGGAUUUCACGUACCAGUGGCUGGUGCUCUUGGUGUUGCUGGUUUGAUUUUGGCUUUAAUAAAAGAUCACAACUUUGAUAACUUAACUCGAUUAUCUUGGUUUUCUAAUAGAGAAACUCACCUUCAGAAGCUCUAUUUAGUUCCUGGUUUGCAAAAUCUUGGCAAUAAUUGCUUCUUGAAUGUCAUAUUACAGGCUCUAGCUAGCUGUUCAUAUUUCCAAGCUUAUCUUCAAAAGGUGAUAGGAGAAUGUGAUUCAUCAGACACUGUGGGGUAUAGUGAAAGUUUGCAGCUUACAUUUGCUUUGGCUGCUCUAUUAGAAGAACUAUCUGCAUUUGGCAAAGGGAAAGUUGUGUUAAGUCCACGAAAAGUGAUGCUUGCAAUGACCGAGUAUAUUCAAAAUUUCAGUUUAAGAAGCCAACAGGAUGCUGAAGAAGCAUUUCUUCAUCUCUUAUCAUCUUUAAGAGAAGAAUUUUCAGAUUCUUAUCCUGCAGAUCAGAGUUCUCUAGCAGAUUCUUUUGAUUCUUCUAAUUGUAGGAUUCUCACCCCAAAGAGGAGGGAAAUCCUGAAUGAAAAAGAAAGGUGGCAGCAACACUUCCUUGGACCAUUUGAUGGAAUUCUUAGUAGCAUUUUAGCUUGUCAAAGUUGUUCAUCUCAGAUUUCGUUGAAUUUUCAAUUUUUUCAUAGCUUACCUCUUUUGCCAGUCCUUGAAAGUGUUGCUACCAUUAUGACUGGAUGUAGGUUGGAGGAUUGCUUGAAGCAGUUCAUUUCCGCUGAACAAGUUGAGAAUUACAAUUGCAGCCAAUGUUGGCAUAUUGCUGCAAUAAAGUAUUUAAUGUUAGAAGGAGUAAAAGAGACAGAGAUUGAAAAACUUAGGAGAUGUAGCAUGCAAGAUUCCUGUACUUGCCAUAGACUUCCUCAUCUUGAAGGUUUGCCAUGGUCUAAUAAUUUUUCACGCACACUAAAGCAACUAAGCAUUGCUCGUUGUCCGAAGAUUUUGUGUAUUCAUUUGCAACGUGCUUCAAUAAAUCAGUUUGGAGAACUAGUCAAACUUCAGGGGCAUGUCAGCUUUCCAUUAAUUUUGGACAUUCUUCCAUUCACGUUGGAAAAGGUGCAAUGUCAAAAACGAAGCCCUCAUUUGAACUAUUUAAAUGUUCAACCUGACACAAGAAUGCUAAAUUGUGAUUAUGGGCAAAGUACUUGCUCAAAGGUCUUAGCAGCUGAUGAAUCACAGUGCAAUGAACACAUAAAAACCUUUGUUGGAGAAUCCAUUUUGCCCCAAACUAAAGGCUGUUCCAACACCAUGUGUACAGAUAUGAGCUCACAGGCUAAUGACAAGGUCGGCAUACCUAGCUCAGUUGUUCCUUCACAACCUCUGGUAUACCGUCUUGUAUCUGUGGUGGAGCACUUUGGGAAAACUGGAGGGGGGCAUUAUACUGUUUAUAGAAGCGUGAUAUCUAAGUCACCAAAGGAAUGUACUGAUGAAACUCUCAACCCCUCCAUUCCGCAGUGGUUUUGUAUAUCAGACUCUGAUGUACAAAGUGUUUCGGAGGAGGAUGUUUUAGCUGCAGAGGCUAGCAUACUUUUUUAUGAGAGAAUUGUAUGAGGCAGAAAAAUAACCUACUACAUGUGCUGUUUUGGAAGCUUUUUGAUAUCCCAUCAAAAGCAGCUUCUUCAAUUGCAGUUCAAGCAAUCACUUCAUGGCAUGCAAUUUUGUUGCAAGGAAUCUUAUUCAACUCUGUAAUGCUGGAUAAAUUCAAGUGCUGAGCUGAGUCCCUGAAGUUUACCUGAUGACCUGCUCUGUUGGACUAGAUGCUUCAAUCCUGAAGUUUCUCAGGAACAUGGUACUUGUGGAAGAAGUGCAGUUCAAACCAGUGAUUGUUUUGUUCAAAACCUAGGUGCAAGACAGAAACAGUGACUACAGCAACUCUUCUAUAGCAAAAAAUGAAGGACAAAUUUUCUGAUGUAAAAUUACGGUAUACUCGAUUUGACUGUUGCAUCAUUCAGUAAUUGUUGGAACGAAAAUGUUUUACAUCUACAUUUUGCUGGUCUUGCUGUUAUUUUCUGAAAGAGGGGUCUUUCUGUCAUACAUUGAAGAGUGGGAAUAGGUAGAAAAGAACUGACAGGCAUUACAGAAAUGUGUCAUGUAGCAUGUGACUUCUUGUUUGAUGCAGUUCUUCUAUAGCUAUUGAAUCCCACCUUAAAGUUAUCAA
Ricinus communis (castor bean) is the source of this 2519-nucleotide messenger RNA. Its product is annotated as ubiquitin carboxyl-terminal hydrolase 27. Gene Ontology annotation, molecular function: cysteine-type deubiquitinase activity; cysteine-type endopeptidase activity. The transcript is spliced from 10 exons. Gene Ontology annotation, biological process: protein deubiquitination. Bases 221 to 1912 code for a protein of 563 amino acids. Gene Ontology annotation, cellular component: nucleus; cytosol. NCBI's taxonomy places the organism in Eukaryota, Viridiplantae, Streptophyta, Magnoliopsida, Malpighiales, Euphorbiaceae. The record is from RefSeq and is a predicted model, not a curated record.